Molecule: messenger RNA, 1867 nt
Organism: Lutzomyia longipalpis
Lineage: Eukaryota; Metazoa; Arthropoda; Insecta; Diptera; Psychodidae
Gene: atms
Product: RNA polymerase II-associated factor 1 homolog
Exons: 2
Coding region: 86-1777 (563 amino acids)
Biological process (GO): transcription elongation by RNA polymerase II
Cellular component (GO): Cdc73/Paf1 complex
Molecular function (GO): RNA polymerase II complex binding; chromatin binding
Source: RefSeq, a predicted model, not a curated record
UUUUGACGUUUUGACUUAUUUUCUUUGGCGUGUGUUUUUGUGAAUUUUCUCUCUGCAAUUAUUUGGUAAUUUCCGUGUGAAAAAGAUGCCUCCGACCAUCCAGAAUGGUGCCAGUGGAUCCGAUAAACGUCCCCAGAGGCAACAGGAGAAGAAAUCCGAAUUGAUUUGUCGUGUGAAGUAUUCAAACACCCUCCCGGAUAUUCCGUUUGAUCUCAAGUUCAUCACGUACCCCUUUGAGAAUGAUCGCUUCAUCCAGUACAAUCCAACAUCCCUGGAGAGGAACUACAAAUACGAUGUACUGACGGAACACGAUCUGGGCGUGACGAUUGAUUUGAUAAAUCGCGAUCUCUACCAACCAGAUCCCUUUGGUCAGCUCGAUCCGGCUGAUGAGAAAUUGCUCGAGGAAGAUGUUCACACACCGCAGGAUUCAAUGCGUUCGCGGCAGCACGCAAAGAGUGUAUCGUGGCUGCGUAAAUCUGAGUAUAUCUCAACAGAACAGACGCGUUUCCAGCCGCAGAAUAUGGAGAAGGUGGAAGCAAAGGUGGGGUACAAUGUGAAGAAGAGCUUGCGCGAGGAGACCCUCCAGAUGGAUCGCGAUACCCAAAUAAAGGCCAUCCAGAAGACCUUCCAGGACUCCAAGGUGCCCCUCACGAAGCACUACAGCAAACCCAAUGUCACAGCUGUGGAGGUUUUCCCACUCUUCCCGGACUUCAAGAACUGGAAGUACCCCUGUGCUCAGGUUAUCUUCGACUCAGAUCCCGCACCUGUGGGUAAGAAUGUCCCAGCACAGAUUGAAGAGAUGUCUCAGGCUAUGAUUCGUGGUGUGAUGGAUGAGAGUGGCGAACAAUUCGUCGCGUACUUCCUGCCCACGGAAUCGACGCUGGAGAAGAGACGUCGGGACUUUGCCAAUGAGGUUCUGUACGAGGAUGAGGAGGAAUAUGAGUACAAGAUGGCCAGGGAGUACAAUUGGAAUGUCAAGAGUAAGGCAUCCAAAGGGUACGAGGAGAACUAUUACUUUAUCGUUCGAUCCGAUGGGGUUUACUACAAUGAGCUGGAGACACGUGUGAGGCUGAACAAGAGACGACAGAAGAUCGGCCAGGCACCCAAUAAUACGAAGCUCGUGGUUAAGCAUCGUCCACUGAAUGCUGCAGAGCACAGGAUGCAGCGCUACCGUGAACGUCAGCUGGAGGCCCAUGGAGAGGAGGAUGAAGAAGAAAUGGAAGAGCCAAUGGCUGAUGAGGAAGAGGAGGAGCCAAAGGCACCAGAGACGUCGCAGAGAAAGUCUCGUUCACGCUCCAAAUCCACAGAUAGUCGUGGGAAGAGAAGUGGAAGCGACAACAGCAGCCCCGGACGUCGUUCCGGAAGUGAGAAGUCCGGCUCAAGAGCCUCAUCGAAGGGUUCUGCUUCCUCACGCAGUCGCAGUGCCAGCAAAUCCCGCAGCCGCAGCAGGAGUGGCACACGAUCCCGAUCAAGUGGCUCCGAAAGUGGUCAUCAGAGUGAUCACUCGAAAGCCUCUUCCGCACGACGCUCUCGCUCCAAGAGCGCCUCCCGCUCACGCAGUGGCUCAAGAUCUCGCAGCGGCAGCCGCAGUGCAUCCGGAGAGCGACAAUCACGCUCCAGGACACGCUCUAAAACCCCCUCUAGGUCCAGGAGUGCCUCUUCGCGCUCCAGAUCACGUUCAGCGAGUGGAAGUCGCUCUGGAACACCCGGAAGUCAUAGAUCUGGAAGUGAGAAGAAGUCUGGCUCUGAGAGAGGAUCGGGAAGUGAAUCUGAGUAGUGAGAAAGCAGCCCUCUUAUCAUGUAUUACAUUGCUAAAGUUCUAAAACCUCUAAAAUAUUGAAAUAAAUUCCAAACAAAAAUCCUGAAA